Lepus europaeus (European hare) is the source of this 3134-nucleotide messenger RNA. RefSeq names its product thioredoxin domain containing 2 (gene TXNDC2). NCBI's taxonomy places the organism in Eukaryota, Metazoa, Chordata, Mammalia, Lagomorpha, Leporidae. The coding region runs from base 1 to 2721 and encodes 906 amino acids. The record is from RefSeq and is a predicted model, not a curated record. The transcript is spliced from 4 exons.
AUGAAAUACCAGGGCACAAGGGCCUCGCCGGAUGCCAGAGCCCUGCUCUUGGUCUUGCCAACCUCCAGCACUGGAGAAAUCGUUGUCUUUAUCUGUGUGUCGCCUGCUUCUGGAGGCUGGGAAGAAUUUGGAGAAGUUAACCAGCUCGUCUGGGGGGAGUGGUUUCCUCGCCUAAUCACUAUAGACUUGGGGCAGCAGGUUGCACAGACUGGAAAAAAUUGGAGUGUGCAGUCUUCUAUCGGAGGUAUCUAUGCAGGACCAGGAGUCUAUUUAGAGGAGGAAGUAGAAAUGGCAAGUGUGAAACCUGGAGCCUCAGAAGAACCAGAAAUGAGGCUGGACAGUCCAGAAGAAACCAAUGAUUUCAUGGACACAGCCCAGGCCAAAGGAAAAGCCUUUAACCCUAUGGCAAACAACACACUCAACAUGCUCAGAGAGGAGCCUGAGGUCCCACAGCAGAGCCGGCAAGGCAAUGACAGCUCCAUAUCCUCAGCAAAUAUCAUCCAACCCAAGCAGAGCAGUGUCCUCAAGCCUUCAGCAAAAUCCAUUCAGCCCAAGCAGGGAGACAACCCCAAGCCCUCGGUAAAAUCCACCCAGCCCAGGCAGGACAAUAGCUCCAAUCCAUUACCAAAAACCAUCCAGCCUAAAGAAGAUGAUAUUCCUAAGCUCUCAACAAAACCCAUCCUGCCCAAAGAAGCUGACAUCCCCAAGGUGUCAACCAAACCCAUCCAACCCAAAGAAGCUGACAUCCCCAAGCUGUCAACAAAACCCAUCCAACCCAAAGAAGCUGACAUCCCCAAGAUGUCAACCAAACCCAUCCAACCCAAAGAAGCUGACAUCCCCAAACUGUCAACAAAACCCAUCCAACCCAAAGAAGCUGACAUCCCCAAGCUGUCAACAAAACCCAUCCAACCCAAAGAAGCUGACAUCCCCAAGAUGUCAACCAAACCCAUCCAACCCAAGGAAGCUGACAUCCCCAAAGUGUCAACAAAACCCAUCCAGCCCAAAGAAGCUGACAUCCCCAGGCUGUCAACAAAACCCAUCCAGCCCAAGGAAGGUGACAUCCCCAAGCUGUCAACAAAACCCAUCCAGCCCAAGGAAGAUGACAUACCCAAGCUGUCAACAAAACCCAUCCAACCCAAAGAAGCUGACAUCCCUAAGCUCUCAACAAAACCUAUUCAGGCCAAGGAAAAUGUCAUUUCCAAAUUCUCAGAAGAAACCAUCCAACCAAAGGAAGGAGCUAUCCCUAAGUUCUCAGAGGAAACCAUCUACUCCAAGGUAGGAGCCAUCCCCAAGUUCUCAAAAGAAACGAUUCAGUCCAAGGAUGGAGCCACCCCCAGGUUAUCAGAGGAAACCAUCUACUCCAAGGUAGGAGCCAUCCCCAAGUUCUCAAAAGAAACGAUUCAGUCCAAGGAUGGAGCCACCCCCAGGUUAUCAGAGGAAACCAUCUACUCCAAGGUAGGAGCCAUCCCCAAGUUCUCAAAAGAAACGAUUCAGUCCAAGGAUGGAGCCACCCCCAGGUUAUCAGAGGAAACCAUCUACUCCAAGGUAGGAGCCAUCCCCAAGUUCUCAAAAGAAACGAUUCAGUCCAAGGAUGGAGCCACCCCCAGGUUAUCAGAGGAAACCAUCUACUCCAAGGUAGGAACCAUCCCCAAGUUCUCAAAAGAAACGAUUCAGUCCAAGGAUGGAGCCACCCCCAGGUUAUCAGAGGAAACCAUCUACUCCAAGGUAGGAGCCAUCCCCAAGUUCUCAAAAGAAACGAUUCAGUCCAAGGAUGGAGCCACCCCCAGGUUAUCAGAGGAAACCAUCUACUCCAAGGUAGGAGCCAUCCCCAAGUUCUCAAAAGAAACGAUUCAGUCCAAGGAUGGAGCCACCCCCAGGUUAUCAGAGGAAACCAUCUACUCCAAGGUAGGAGCCAUCCCCAGGUUCUCAAAAGAAAGCAUCUACCCCAAGGAAGGCACCAUCACCAAAUUCUCAGAAGAAAGCAUUCAGUCCAAGGAUAGCACCAACCCUAGGUUCUCAGAGGAAGCCAUCCACUCCAAGGAUGGAGCCACCUCCAAGUUCUCAGAGGAAGCCGUCUACUCCAAGGAAGGCACCACGUCCAAGUCUGCAGGAGAAACCCAGGAGUCCAAGGAAGGAGCCAUCCCCACGUUCUCGGAAGACACCAUUCAGUCCAAGGAGGACACCGUUUCCAAGUUCUUAGAAGAAACCAUCCCGCCCAAGGACAGCACCACCACUGAGCCUUCAGCAGAAACCGAGCAGCCCCAGGAAGGGAGCGUCCCCAAGGUCAGACAAGAACCUUUCCUGUUGCAGAAGGCGGCCGCCUUCACUUUCUCAGAAGAGAGCAUCCAGCUGGAGGAGGAUAUCCUGAAGCUCAAGGAAGCGAUGGAGUCCAUGCAGGUGGACUUGGUGAAAGUGAUUGUGAGCAAGGAGGACUUCGAGGCGUCGCUUAAGGAGGCCGGGGAGAGGCUGGUGGCCGUGGAUUUCUCAGCCACGUGGUGCGGGCCGUGCAGGGCUAUUAGGCCGCGUUUCCAUUCCUUGUCUAUGGAGCACGAUGAUGUGGUGUUCCUGGAGGUGGACGCUGAUGAUUGUGAGGAGAUCAUAAGAGACUAUGAGAUCACCUGCCUCCCAACCUUUCAGUUUUAUAAACAAGAAAAAAAGGUGGGUGAGUUUAGUGGUGCCCUUAAAGAAAGACUUGAGGCCAUCAUUGUAGAAUUAAAGUAAUCAUAUACUCUGAAGGCACUGCAAAUAGCCAGUGGUUAAUAUUUUGUGAUUUUUUUUUUAAAUUUACAAAAAAGACCAGGUAUCACAAAAGUGUAUGUCCCAAAUGGCACUGUUUCAAAUUAGGAAUAUUAACUCUAACUUUUUGGAAAAGCAAAACAUUAAAGCACAUUGUGACACGUUUUUUGUUGCUAGAAGAAUAUGAAAUUAGAAUUCCUUUGGCGAAGAUGGGUAGGCCUGCUGUCCCCUGUUUUUCAGUCUUUUUUUUUUUCUGCCCUUGAAAAUUCCGCUCAUUUAGUGUUUGGACCAACAUUGGAAAUUUGAAUAUUUCUUCUAUUGAAGUACAUGAUUCAAAACAUGAGUGGGAUCAGAAUCCUUGGGGAUUCUGAUAAAUACUUUCGUCAAUAAAGAAUUUG